Molecule: messenger RNA, 2106 nt
Organism: Juglans regia (Persian walnut)
Lineage: Eukaryota; Viridiplantae; Streptophyta; Magnoliopsida; Fagales; Juglandaceae
Product: (+)-neomenthol dehydrogenase-like
Exons: 10
Coding region: 91-1839 (582 amino acids)
Cellular component (GO): membrane
Molecular function (GO): oxidoreductase activity, acting on the CH-OH group of donors, NAD or NADP as acceptor
Source: RefSeq, a predicted model, not a curated record
GAGAAACCAAUGCUAUGCUCUUACGUCUUUAGUUGUAUCCCGACCUCCUUACUCAUUUUCUCAAUCCAAGUUUCCAAGUGCUAACCAUCGAUGGCUGAGGCAACAAAGAGGUAUGCAGUUGUUACAGGGGCGAACAAGGGUAUUGGAUUCGAAACAGUUAAACAGUUGGCUUCAAACGGGAUCGUUGUGGUGUUAACAGCAAGAGAUGAGAAGAGGGGUCUUGAAGCUCUCCAGAAACUGCAACACUCAGGUCUCUCAGAUCGAGUGGUUUUCCACCAGCUUGAUGUGUCUGACCCUGCUAGCAUUACUUCUUUUGCAGAUUUCACCAAAACCCAGUUCGGGAAACUUGAUAUCUUGGUCAACAACGCCGGGAUUCCUGGAGCUAUAGUAGAUGGGGAUGCUUUAGCAGCUUCAGGUCAUGGUAAGGAAGGUGCCAUAGUCGAUAUGAGCAAAAUUUUUGUUCAGACUUAUGAGUUGGCUGAAGAGUGCAUUAAAACAAACUACUAUGGCGCCAAAAGAAUGAUUGAAGCAUUUGUUCCCCUCCUUCAGUUAUCCAAUUCACCAAGGAUUGUUAAUAUUUCCUCUUCCAAUGGAACCUUGAAGAAUGUACCAAACGAGUGGGCCAGAGGAGUGUUAGGGGAUGCCGAAAGACUUACAGAUGAAAGAGUGGACGACGUAUUAGGAGAAUAUCUGAAAGAUUUCAAAGAGGGACGCUUGGAAUCCAAAGGCUGGCCGACUGCCUAUGUGGUUUCGAAAGCAGCUGUGAGUGCCUAUACCAGAAUUGUGGCAAAGAAAUAUCCCUCUUUUCGAGUCAAUUGCGUCUGUCCUGGCUAUGUCAAGACAGAGAUGAACCAUAACAAUGGCUUGCUAACGGUUGAAGAAGGUGCUGAAAGUCCUGUAAGGUUGGCACUGCUGCCAAACGACGGUCCUUCUGGCCUCUUCUUUGUUCGGAAUGAAGUGUCCACUUUCUCAAUGGCUGAAUCAACAAAGAGAUAUGCAGUUGUUACAGGGGCGAAUAAGGGGAUUGGGUUUGAAAUAGUUAGACAGUUGGCUUCAAACGGGAUCGUAGUGGUGUUAACAGCAAGAGAUGAGAAGAGGGGUCUUGAAGCUCUGCAGAAACUGCAACGCUCCGGUCUCUCAGAUCAAGUGGUUUUCCAUCAGCUUGAUGUGUCUGACCCUGCUAGCAUUACUUCUUUCGCAGAUUUCAUCAAAACCCAGUUCGGGAAACUUGAUAUCUUGGUGAACAACGCAGGGAUUGGUGGAGUGAAACUAGAUGCUGAUGUUGGGGCAGGAGCCGGAAUUGAUCGGAGUAAACUGAUUCAGAAUUAUGAGUUAGCUGAAGAAUGCUUGCAAACAAACUACUAUGGUGCUAGAAGAAUGGCUGAGGCACUCAUUUCUGUCCUUCAAUUGUCCAGUUCACCAAGGAUUGUUAACAUUUCAUCGGCCAUGGGGAAGUUAGAGAACAUUCAAAAUAAAUGGGCUGAAGGAAUUUUAGGUGAUGCUGAAAACCUUACUGAAGAAAAAGUGGAUGAGGUGUUGAAGGAGUUUCUAAAAGAUUUUAAAGAAGGUUCUCUGGCAUCCAAAGUGUGGCCAACUUUUCUAUCUGCCUAUACAGUCUCAAAAGCAGCCAUGAAUGCCUACACAAGAAUCCUGGCCAAAAAGUAUCCAAGUUUCUGCAUCAACUGUGUCUGCCCUGGCUUUGUCAAGACAGAUAUUAAUCGAAACACUGGCAUAUUACCUGUUGAAGAGGGUGCUUCAAGUCCGGUGAGGUUAGCCCUGCUGCCCAAUGGCAGUCCUUCCGGCCUCUUUUUUAUUCGGAAGGAAGUGUCUUCUUUCUGAGCAUUACAAUAAAAUAUAUAUAGCCUUUGUACGAGAGUAAAUACAAAGAAAUGGAAAGGCUAUCUAAAUAUCUGUACUUUCAAUUGGAGUAGCUGUUAUAUUUAUACUCAAUUACAUGUUUAUUCGAGUGUUGCUGCACUUGAUCAGAAACUGGGAUAUAUAGUUUACAGGUGAGAUGAAUAUCUAUAUUUGUUAGGUUCGGUUAUCUGGUUCUUUGUCACAUUGUUGUUGUGCUUCAGCUUCUCAUCCUUAUGAGUUUGAUCUUAA